Molecule: messenger RNA, 1367 nt
Organism: Phragmites australis (common reed)
Lineage: Eukaryota; Viridiplantae; Streptophyta; Magnoliopsida; Poales; Poaceae
Product: 1-aminocyclopropane-1-carboxylate oxidase-like
Exons: 2
Coding region: 143-1072 (309 amino acids)
Molecular function (GO): dioxygenase activity
Source: RefSeq, a predicted model, not a curated record
CCUCCAUUCUCAAGCCAUCCAUCAGCUGCAUGCAAACUUGCUUCAUUCACUACUAGCUACUUCUACUGCGCACAGUUGCAAGCUGCAGCACCUGAAGAGCUCUGGCCUUUUCAGAUCGAGAGAGAUCAAGGCCUGUUCAGCCAUGGUGGUUCCGGUGAUCGACUUCUCCAAGCUCGACGGCGCCGAGAGGGCGGAGACCAUGGCGCGGAUCGCCAACGGCUGCGAGGAGUGGGGGUUCUUUCAGCUGGUGAACCAUGGCAUCCCGUUGGAGCUUCUUGACCGCGUGAAGAAGGUGUGCUCCGAGUGCUACCGCCUCCGGGAGGCCGGGUUCAAGUCGUCGGAGCCGGUGCGCACGCUGGACGCGCUCGUGGAGGCGGAGCGGCGCGGCGAGGAGGUGGCGCCGGUGGACGACAUGGACUGGGAGGACAUCUUCUACAUCCACGACGCCUGCCAGUGGCCCUCCGACCCGCCGGAGUUCAAGGAGACCAUGCGCGAGUACCGCGCCGAGCUCAAGAAGCUCACCGAGCGGGUCAUGGAGGCGAUGGACGAGAAUCUCCGCCUGGAGAAGGGCGCCAUCAAGGGCGCCUUCUCCGGCGACGGCCUCCACGAGCCGUUCUUCGGCACCAAGGUCAGCCACUACCCGCCGUGCCCGCGCCCGGACCUCAUCACGGGGCUGCGCGCGCACACCGACGCCGGCGGCGUCAUCCUGCUGUUCCAGGACGACCAGGUCGGAGGCCUGCAGGUGCUCAAGGACGGCGAAUGGACUGACGUGCAGCCGCUCGCCGGCGCCAUCGUCGUCAACACCGGCGACCAGGUGGAGGUGCUCAGCAACGGGCAGUACCGCAGCGCGUGGCACCGUGUCCUGCCGAUGCGCGACGGCAACCGCCGCUCCAUCGCCUCGUUCUACAACCCUUCGGACGAGGCCACCAUCUCUCCGGCGGUGGCCGGCGACGAGGCGUACCCCAAGUACGUGUUCGGCGACUACAUGGACGUGUACGCGAAGCAGAAGUUCCAGCCCAAGGAGCCGAGGUUCGAAGCCGUCAAGGCGCCAAAGUCAUCUCCGGCCGCUUAAAACAAAUUAUUAAGGAGACUACAACUCAAUUAUUAUUUAUUUAUGAUUUAUAUUUAAUAGCAUGAAGACAUAAGUUUAUUUUAACUUAUUAUUUUCGUUGUCAUUGUGUCAUUGUGUCAUGCUGUUUUUUCCAUAACAUGUAGUGACUAGUGUUACGUUGUUGCAGUGUGUAGUGAAAAAACAAGCCUGUAAUUCUUGUUCCUUGGUGUUGGAUAGAACUAUGUACUUGCAUAUCCACAUCUUGGGUUCUUGUAUACACAUCGUAUGAUUAUGAACCACUCUUGUUUACGUAUAA